Molecule: messenger RNA, 1645 nt
Organism: Pomacea canaliculata
Lineage: Eukaryota; Metazoa; Mollusca; Gastropoda; Architaenioglossa; Ampullariidae
Exons: 4
Coding region: 65-1630 (521 amino acids)
Source: RefSeq, a predicted model, not a curated record
ACAAAAAAUCUAGACCACUUCCGGUUUUGAUGUUUACUGUUGAUGCACGUAGCGUUCUUUGACCAUGCCGGCUCUUAAAAUUAACAAUGAUAGUCGAUUUUGCUGUGUACCUCAGUGUACAGUUAAAGCCUACAAAUGCCCAGCAUUAUCCUUUCAUAUAUUUCCGAAGUAUGAACAAAUGAAGAAGCUUUGGCUUGUAAGAAUUCGGAGAGACGAAGGACCACUCUUUCGGGUCAGAAAUUGGACAAGGGUUUGUAGCAGGCACUUUAUGCCAGAAGAUUUUCGCCCUUUGACCUUAAAAGGAAAACAAAGGAGACUAAAAUCAGAUGCUGUACCAAGUUUGUUUACAUGGAACAACUUUCAACGUGGAAAAGAGAGAAAGCAGCCUGCAGUUCGUCAUCCCAUUUCACAAGCAAAUACCAACACAAAUCAGAGUGAAAACGUGGACUCAGAGCCUGCAACAGCAGACUCAGAGCCUGCAACAGCAGACGCAGAGCCUACAACAGCAGACGCAGAGCCUGCAACAGCAGAUGAAGAGCCUGCAGCAGUAAGCAUCCCCUCUAUUGAAGAGCAGCUCUCCAAAGAAAAAGAAAAAAAUAAAGCUCUUGAAGAGAGGGUACGACAGUUAGAACAACAUGUACAAACUUUGGAGAGCAGUAGCAAAAUUGAAAAAUUUGGAUUAGAACGGUAUGCACAUGAUGAUGCUAAAAUACAGUUUUACACUGGAUUUCCCAGUUACAAAGUAUUAAAAAUAUUUUAUAUGUUUCUUGAGCCACAUGCAAAAGGAAUGUACCAGGCAUAUGGCAAAUCAGGCGAAAAACUUUGCAUGAGACGUCCAAAUGGAAAUAUGCAGCUUAUUGAUGAACUGUUUAUGUUUCUUGUGCGGCUCAGACUGGGUCUAUUAAUAACAGAUCUCUCAGAUCGCUUUGCAAUUAGCGCAUCCUCUGUGAGCACUAAAAUCAAUGCGUGGGCAAAUUUUUUGUAUACCAUUCUUGGCAGCAUGAAUAUCUGGCUAUCUAGGGAAGAAAUAGACGAGUAUAUGCCAGAUGACUUCAAGGCUACUUUUCCAAAAACAAGAAUAAUUGUAGACUGCACUGAGUUGUUUAUGCAGAACCCUUCUUCAUUAGUGAGAAGCAGUCAGUUCUACUCCAACUACAAAGGUCAGGCAACACUCAAGUCUUUGAUAGGUAUAUCACCACAUGGGUCAGUGACCUUUGUAUCCAAACUUUAUUCAGGCAGCAUGUCUGACUCUGAAAUAACGCAGCUUUCUGGCCUAAUUGACUUGCUGGAACCUGGAGAUUCUGUAAUGAGCGACAAAGGUUUCAACAUACAAAAUAUCCUGGCAAAGAAAAAUAUUUCAUUAAACAUGCCUGCUUUUUUAUCAGGAAAGGGUCAGUUUUCUGAAAGUGAAGUCACAGCCAACCAAAGUAUCAGUUCACUACGAGUACAUGUGGAGCGAGCAAUCCGCAGAGUCAAAGAGUAUAGGCUUUUUCACGGAAAGAUUCCUUUGACCUUAUGUGGUAGCUUGAAUCAGUUAUGGACUGUAGCUGUUCUCCUUACAAACUUUAACCCUCCUCUUGUCACCAAAUAUGCACCCAAUGCCUCAGAUGAUCCUGAUCAAGAAAUGUAGGCUAUGGUAUACUAC